UCGAGCGCAGCGCACACUCGCCGCCGCACACACAUCCCAAUCGCGCGCCUGCUUGAGCCACGAGGAGAGAAGAGCCCGCCACCCACAUGCACAGCGGCUCCACACUCGAGAAAGCAGGUCUUGGACUGUAACAACCACCCCUUCGUCUCCUCCACACCGACCGCACCAUGUCGGAGGCGCGCCAGGGCCGCGGAAGCCUCCUGCUCGUCUGCACGAUUGUCCUGCUGCUGGCGGCCACCACCACCGGCUCACCCCUCGGACCCUCGCAUCCUGCCUUGGCGCCAGGUAACUUCGCGAGAAACAUUCGCAACCUGGAGUGCGUUUCGCGCAAGACUCAGGAGAAGGGUACAUGCAUGUUCGCGCUUUCCUGCAUAAAAAUGAAUGGCACGCAUUUGGGUGUUUGCGUGGACCGCUUUUACUACGGCAGUUGCUGCAAACUACCCGAACUUCAGCACGAAGUUGACCUCGGUGGCGGUGACACGAAUGACCUCACUCAGGUCGUCAAGAAGCCAGUGACGGCAGCCAACGUGGUCGAGACCAGCACCACCGCAGCGCCGGCACCCACCAAAGCGUCCACGGUCAAGCCGACGACCACGACCAGGAAACCCUCGACCACGACGGCCAAACCGACCACUGCGGCCAGCAAGCCGACGAAUGCCGCGACGAAGCCGACCACAUUCUCGCCGCCGAGGAAGCCGGCGAACGCGACCUUGACCGCCAAGCCGAGCAACACCACCAAACCUGCCAAACCGGUGACGAUACCGCCCCCGACCUACCCCUCAACCGCCAAGCCCGCCACCACCGGCUCCAAACCGAGCUCAACAAAACCAGUCUCGACCAAACCGACCACCCCCAAGCCUACGACGGUCUCCAAACCCUCAACGACGGCAUCCAAGCCCUCGACGACGGCCUCCAAACCUACGACGGCCUCCAAACCUACGACGGCCUCCAAACCUACGACGGCCUCCAAACCCUCUACAACGGCAUCGAAACCCCCGACAACCCCUUCAAAGCCUUCGUCCACAACGCCAGCGAAGCCAGCGCCAACGAAACCAACCACCGCCGCCACCAAACCGCCGGCCAAACCGGCGUCCUCGACUACCACGCAGAAGCCAAAACCAACCCCCUCUACGACGGUCAGCAACGAAGUGUCCACCGCGGCGUCCGUCUCUUCAAAGCCCUCCGUGGAGGCCGUGGAGGAGGAGACGAACGCGGUGUCCGGCACCCAGAAGCCGGCAGCCAGCAGCAAACCCACCCCGCCGACCUUCCCCACGUCGACGGGCAAGCCGACCCCCUCGGCCAAGCCCACGCCGCCGACCUUCCCCAAGCCCGCGUCCACCCAGAAGCCGACGUCGCCGACGAAACCGGCGCUGACCUCGACCGCCAAGCCUGUGGUGACAACUGCGAAGCCAGCCAACGUUACCGAUGAUAACUGGGUGCAGGUCGCUCUUUCCACGACGUCACCAGCAUCGGUGGCCACCAAGCCCACGCCGACCUACCCUGACGGCAGCUUGUUCACCGAGGAAAUUCCUCCGAGCGUCAGCAGACCCACCCCUCCCACCUUCCCUCCGAAGCCGUCUACCCUGGCGCCAACCACUUUUGCGCCCGAGGUCACAGAUGCGCCCCUCAACAUGUCCGACUACAAACAGGUUUGCGGAAGGAGGCUCUACCCUGACGCCAGGAUCGUGGGUGGAACUCGGUCUACCUUCGCCAAGUGGCCUUGGCAGAUCUCGCUGCGUCAGUGGAGGACCUCGACUUAUCUGCACAAGUGCGGCGCGGCGCUGCUCAACGAAAACUGGGCCAUCACUGCCGCUCAUUGCGUUGAAAACGUGCCUCCGUCAGAUCUGUUGUUGCGGCUCGGAGAACACGAUCUGAGCACAGAAAAAGAGGCGCAUCCGCACCUCGACCGCAGGGUGCAGAUCGUGGCCAGUCACCCGCAAUUCGACUCGCGCACCUUCGAGUACGACUUGGCCCUGCUCAGGUUCUACGAGCCAGUCACCUUCCAGCCAAAUGUGAUACCCAUCUGCAUCCCCACUGACGACAAAACCUACAUCGGAGAGACGGCUUUCGUCACUGGAUGGGGCAGACUUUAUGAAGAUGGUCCCCUGCCCAGCGUAAUGCAGGAAGUGUCAGUUCCCGUGCUAGAAAACGCAGUGUGCGAAACCAUGUACAGAUCUGCCGGCUACAUCGAGCACAUUCCAAAUAUUUUCAUUUGCGCCGGCUGGAAGAAGGGAGGUUUUGACUCUUGCGAGGGUGACUCGGGCGGCCCGAUGGUGAUCCAGCGAGAGGACAAGCGGUGGACCCUGGCGGGAGUGAUCUCGUGGGGCAUCGGGUGCGCGGAACCCAACCAGCCCGGCGUCUACACCAGAAUAUCUCACUUCAAGGACUGGAUCAGCCAGAUUCUGCAGUUCUAAUUGUAAGCGAGGCCAACCAGAGUGACGAUUCAAGCGAGGAAAAGCAAAGUGUUGUUCUAGUCUUGGCAAUUUCCAUUACGAAAAGACAGUGUGCUCUUGCUGAAAUUGACAGCAAGGUCAAGAGUGGAAAUUCCAAGUUCAAUGGUUUAGAACAAGAAAAUUUUGUUGAUCAGCUAGGUUGUGGGUGGGCCCGGAUGACGAUUCAUACGAAUUCGAGAAGAAAAUGCAAAUGCCAUACAAAUUGUUGACUAUGGCUUUUCCAAGCGGACAACCGAAAUAAUUUAUUUGUUUGUUCAAGUAUAUGCGUUCUAAGGAGGGCCAUCCAGGUGCAAUGGAAUUGCACGCGCGUGUACACGGACAGAGUGCUCUAAUUUAUACCUUUGAUGCAGUUUAUUUAUUGGUUGAAUGAAAAAGAGUGUGAUAUUACUUAGAAGAAAUCGUUGUGUACUUAGGAUUUCUAGAUUUAAGAGAAUGAUUGUGAUUUUCUAAUUUUUAAUGCGCGCAUUACAUGAAAUCAUUAAAGAUUUUCAAUGCAAA
This is a messenger RNA of Cloeon dipterum, 2951 nucleotides long. RefSeq names its product Notopleural (gene Np). The record is from RefSeq and is a predicted model, not a curated record. Lineage: Eukaryota; Metazoa; Arthropoda; Insecta; Ephemeroptera; Baetidae. Gene Ontology annotation, biological process: proteolysis. The transcript has 9 exons. Gene Ontology annotation, molecular function: serine-type endopeptidase activity. Bases 168 to 2414 code for a protein of 748 amino acids.